Molecule: messenger RNA, 1467 nt
Organism: Hydatigera taeniaeformis
Lineage: Eukaryota; Metazoa; Platyhelminthes; Cestoda; Cyclophyllidea; Taeniidae
Source: the annotation of a GenBank genome assembly
AUGGGCGCUGAGGUGCUUCAAAUUCCAGAGUCCUUUGAAGACUCCACAAAGGCCUUUUUGAUAGGUCUUCUUCAGUCCAACAUCGAGGUUCGCCUCGGGUGUCAGGGGCGGGGUUCAGAGGAACUGAUGACGCAUUCCUUCCUUGCAAAUAUGGACUGGGAGAUGGCGAAGCGUCAGCGACUCCAACCUCCGUUAAUCCCACCUCAGGGUGAAGUGAAUGCUGCUGACGCCUUUGAAAUCGGUGCUUUUGACGAGGAGGACACGCAGGGUAUUCGAGUGCGUAUCCAAAUCCUCAUUUUGACUGAGGAAGAUCAGCAAGUCUACAAAGAGUUCGACGUUGUGAUAGCAGACCGGUGGCAACACGAAAUGACUACUACUAUCUUCGACGCGGUAAACGAGGACUUUGAUCAAAUGGAAAGUAAAAGGCGUGCUAAAUUACAGCAGCGUCUAAACCAACUGACUCACACUCUUGCGUCCCAACCAGAAGGCGAGACCACUUCAGUUGUUUCUGGAUUGCCUUCAGCAUCGCCAUCCCUGUCGAGAUCGGCUUCAGCAACGACUAUGACAGCGUCGCAGCAGAAGUCCCUGGACCACGAGGACAUUCCCAGUUGGCCAGCUGAACUACUUCUCGAGUGGUGGAUUGAUCCAGAGAGGUAUGGAUGCGGACCCUCGGAUUGUCUGGUUGAGAGCGAAUUGCUGCGACUUGGCGGACCCUUCCUUCACACAUGGCAAAAGAAACAUGUCCGUCUCUUCCCAAAUAGACUCGAAAUUUACGUCAAGAACCAGCACGGAAUUCCACUUAAGGGUGCUGAGUUCAUUUCAAUGCUGGACAUCGCGUCAAUUUAUCCAACUCUGCAGCGCAUAAACAAAUACGACGGAGUAAUCAUUGUGGUUCUCAAAAGCCAAUCAAAGAUAUUCCUCACCUCUCAGGAUCAGAUAGUCGUGGAACAAUGGCUGAACGUACUUCUCCGGGCGUUCGAGGCGUCUAGUCAGGUCUUGAGCAGCAUGAGUCGGAAGGUCUACUGGAUCUACGGUAUUGACGAGCCGAAGCUCUAUGCAAGAGCCUCACCUUCCUGCUCCAAUUCAACUCAACUCCCUCCACCCCCUCCACCACCACUGGGGGUUACUCAGCCCGACCUAGCAGCAAAACGGAAACAAUUUCGACGCAUGCAGUCCUUCCAAACCGCCCUUACUGCCCGUAACUGGUCCCCCCCACCCCCUGCACCACCCUCACCACCUGCGCCAACAUCAGUAGUAGCGUCGUCGACAUCGCAGCCGCCGGCGGUUGCAGAGACGACGAGUGCACGUCGUGCCAUUCUUAAAAACCUGAACAAAAUGGGUUUCUCUCGCAGUCAGGACGUAUCCAGUCCACUUCCACCACCACCACAACCAUCCUCACCAUUGUUGGAGUGUACAAAAUCGUCUUCUGCUGCUGACAAUGGUGGUGGUCAUCAGAAACAGGCGUAA